Molecule: messenger RNA, 420 nt
Organism: Penicillium psychrosexuale
Lineage: Eukaryota; Fungi; Ascomycota; Eurotiomycetes; Eurotiales; Aspergillaceae
Exons: 1
Coding region: 1-420 (139 amino acids)
Source: RefSeq, a predicted model, not a curated record
AUGACCAACUACGGAGACACCUGGUCCACGACCUACGACACCGCAGGAACAGCCUACAAUCCUGCGGGCUCAACCUAUGAUACCCUGAGUUCAACCUACGACACAAGGGACUACGGCACACGGGACUAUGGCACAAGCGACUAUGGCGCAGUUGGCUACGGUACAAAUGCGACUGCCACAACUUACGAUACCAACACCGGCCGCGGCACCACAACUUACGACCCCCAGACUGGUGCCUACGACCAACACCUUGAUUACGACACCCCUACUGGCCGACGCCACCACCGCGAGCGAGUGAACGAUAGGGGCACCUAUCGACACCGCGACGUUGACCGAUUUGAUGACGGAUCCUCUCGUGUCCACAAGGAAUACGACAACCCCAACACUGGUACCAGCUACCACCGUGACUAUGAGCGGUAA